This is a messenger RNA of Phycodurus eques (leafy seadragon), 1454 nucleotides long. RefSeq names its product putative protein MSS51 homolog, mitochondrial. The coding region runs from base 141 to 1292 and encodes 383 amino acids. The record is from RefSeq and is a predicted model, not a curated record. Lineage: Eukaryota; Metazoa; Chordata; Actinopteri; Syngnathiformes; Syngnathidae. The transcript is spliced from 6 exons.
UGGGAGCAUGUACAGAUAAAUGUCAAAACAUUUAGACAAGAUGGACGAGAACAGGUGUUAUGGACUUCUUGUACCCCAACUCGUCGAAGGAGUGGAAGAAGGAAAAGCCCGGUGACCACCCUGAAUAACAAAGCUCCAAAAUGACAGAAAGUGUUAGAGUGGCCCCGCAGACGGCUAAAUUCAUGGCCUUCCGUUCCCAAAAGGAAAUGUUUGAAAAGAUGGAGGAGUCUUUUAAAGUGUGCACGCAUUGUGAGAAGACCUCAAAUCAGCUGUCAAACCCUCAAAGUCUUAAGCGCUGUUCCAGAUGUUUGAAUGUUUAUUACUGCUGCAAGGAGUGCCAAAAGGAUGACUGGCCCAAGCACAAAGGAUUCUGCGCCCAGCUGCGUCUCGCUGCCAUCGACAGAGUGGUGGAAUGGCUUGUGUUCAAAGGAGAUCUUCCCUUCCCAACGGACAAAUGGUCAAAGCCCGAAUCCGAGAUAAAGAACUGGGACGACUGGCUCGCCAUGCAGGGUGAUCGCCCUGCUCGCCUGGAACCCAUUUUGACUGGAGCGAACAUGAAGGCAUUGUGGAGCGAUGCAGGCAGGCCUCGACCUGAAGAUGAAGACUUGAAGGAGUCUCUUUGGAGGGUCUGCAGUGAGUUCUUCUCCAGGCCUCUUACCAUCGCCUGGGGCAUGAGGCUGUUCGGCCUGAACCCUUAUUCCAAACCUCUCACCAUCCACCUGGUGGGAGCCGGCCAGAGCGAGACUCUAGCGGCAAAGUUGACGGACUAUGACGAGCUGAACAAGAUGUUCCCAGGACACCAGGGGAUAGAAAUAGUCAUGGUGGGACCGGAGGUGGUCAACGGGCCCAUCAUGAGGCCUCCUCUCAGAGCCUUUGGGCCGAGGCAGAGGGUCUACAUCAGCGCCUACAAGGGCCUCUACCAUCAGUUCUGGGAGGAAGUGGUCGAGAACGAGGAAGCGGCCAAACCGGACUUUGUGGUCGGAUUUCAUCCCGGGUUUGAUGCCAGUCAGAAUUUGGAGCAGGGUUGGCUUCCAACACUUCUACUUCUGAGGGAUUAUGAGAUUUCUUCUCUUUUCACUACUCUGAGCGAGGCAGAGAUGACCUACUCCCUGCAGAUCCUGCUGGAGUUGGAGAUGGACAUGAAGGGAAGUGGCGCCAACCCCUUCGCGUCACUCAAACCAGAAGUGGUGGGCUCGUGUCCCAACAAGCCGCCCGUCUACUGGAACUCGCACUACUUUUGUUUUCGAGGUCUACUGGAGACUGCGGAGUUUGAGGAACCAGAAGAGGCUUAAAGGCCACAGAUGUUGUCUAUGCACUUCCUUUCUACAUGUAAAAUACUUCAUUGUGUUGCUUGUAAACAUCUACUAAAGCAAACACAAUGAUUAUUGUUGACUUGUCAAUUCUUUAAAAAGUGAAAAUUCUUGUUAGUGUAAAAAAAAAAAUUAUAAUAAUAA